ACUCCACUGCGCGGUCGCACUCCGCCCUGACUUCCCCUCUCCCCGCGGCCUGCUGCUGUGUGCAAUGAGCAGAAGAUGUCGGUGUCGGGGCUGAAGGCCGAAUUGAAGUUUUUGGAGUCAAUAUUUGACCCAAAUCACGAACGAUUCAGAAUAAUAGAUUGGAAACCAGAUGAACUCAGUUGCCAGUUUAACGUAACAGGGGAGAAGCUGCUUAUCAUUCACUGCAACAUUACGGAAUCCUAUCCAUCUACACCGCCAAUCUGGUUUGUUGACUCAGAUGACCCGAGCCUGGCUGAAGUUUUGGAGCGACUAGAAGAUGUUAGAAAAGGAAGCACACUGCUUCUUCAGCAGUUAAAGCGGCUAAUAUGUGAUUUGUGUCGACUGUACAACCUCCCACAACAUCCAGAUGUGGAAAUGCUGGAUCAGCCUUUACCAGCUGGCCCAAUUACACAAGAACGAAAACAUGGGCCAUCUGAUGAGGUGACAUCUGAGGAAGAAGAGGAGGAAGAAAUGGGAGAGCAGGACAUUGACCUGGACCAAGAUCUGGACCAUUACGAUAUGAAAGAGGAGGAGCCCGUGGAUGGAAAAAAGUCUGAAGACGAUGGCAUUGAAAAAGAAAAUCUUGCCAUUUUGGAAAAGAUCCGCAAGAACCAGAGACAAGAUCACUUAAAUGGGGCUGUGUCUGGCUCGGUGCAGGCCUCCGACCGUCUGAUGAAGGAGCUCAGGGAGAUUUACAGAUCACAGAGUUAUAAGACAGGUAUUUAUUCAGUUGAACUAGUUAAUGACAGCUUAUAUGAAUGGCACGUAAAAUUAAGAACGGUAGAUCCAGAUAGUCCUUUACAUAGUGACUUGCAGGUCUUAAAAGAAAAGGAGGGAGUGGACUACAUUCUGCUAAAUUUCUCUUAUAAAGAUAAUUUUCCCUUUGACCCACCUUUUGUACGGGUAGUGUCGCCUGUGCUUUCUGGAGGUUAUGUCCUUGGGGGAGGGGCCCUUUGUAUGGAACUUCUCACUAAACAGGGCUGGAGCAGUGCCUAUUCCAUAGAAUCUGUCAUCAUGCAAAUAAAUGCAACCCUGGUCAAAGGUAAAGCCAGGGUGCAGUUUGGAGCCAAUAGGAACCAGUACAAUCUUGCCAGAGCACAACAGUCAUACAAAUCCCUUGUGCAGAUUCAUGAAAAGAAUGGCUGGUACACACCACCCAAAGAGGAUGGAUAGGAAAUUCCUACCGCUAUGCACUGGGAAAUGCGUUUGGGUCAAACUUCUGGUCUUUUUUAUUUAUUUUUUUUACCAUGAUUUCCCCUUCGACUCACUGGGACUAUAUCAUCUUUUCUCAUGGAAACAUCUUGUUGACUCAAGUAUUCCUUUGUUUGCUUGGGGAAAGACUAUGAUCUGAAAAACACAUUGCUUGGCCUCAUGGUCUGAAAGAGGUGGGUGACGUGAGGCGAUCACUAGUCCUGUUUUAUACAAAUGCUCAUUUGUCUUUUAAAAACACUUCUCUUCAAGGGGAAAUGCUUUUUUCUGUUGCUGCUUGACAAACUGGGUUCCAUAAAGAGCCAGUUAUCCCAAUGUGAAACAGGAAUUUAAAUGGACAGUGAUACUGAAGCUCUUAAGUGACACCUCACAAACCUGUGUUUAUUUCUAUUAACUCUUUUCUGUUUUUUGCCGGGAAAUUAACAGGUACAUAAAUAUUGUUUUAUUUUUUAUUCUUUGAGAAGCCUAGACAAACUACACAAGCCAAUUUUAUAUUUUUGAAGGCUUAUAUAUUUUAAAUUGAGAUGACAUGCCACUCAGUAUGUUUUUAACAAGCUAAUGGGCCGAACAGAAUCAAACUGUCCACAGGGGCAAGCCCACAUGUCAUAUAGUGGAAUAAUUCAGAUUUCAAAAACAAGGCUUGUGGCAUCUCUCCAACUGAAGCUCUUUACCUUAUUUUCUUUAAACGUUUUUAUUCAGAUUCUCAUUUUUGUCUGUGAAGCCGUCAUAUGUGAUGGUAACCUGAGGCAAACAUAGAUAAUUGAGUUUUAGGUACAUAUGUAGGUGUGCAUAUAGUUUGUCUCAAUCAUUGAUGAAUCUAAUCUUUGUUCAUUUCUGUACCCAGUUGAAGUCCUGAUGUAUUUGGACAGUGACCAGAUAUUUACUGUCUGGUACAAAGAACAUAAUGAAAUCAAUUAUUAGGUAAAGUACAUAUUUUAAGAUGUUUUUUUUUUCAAGUCUAGUUGUUUACAAAUGUGGAAACAAUAGAUCAAAAUGGUCAUGCACAGUUUAUAUUUUAAAGGACAAAUUAAUAUACUAAUUUAUCUUGGCUGUUUGAGGUUCCUUAGAAAAUCUUAAGGUGAAUCAGAUCAUGUUUAAGAUGCAUUCAUUCACUGUCUAAAUAUUUAUGGACCCAACUACAUAAAGACGUUCGUAUCGUCAUUCAGUAGGGUUAGAGGCACAUGGCUGUACAGCAUGAAUUCCUUUGCCAAUAUAAACCACACUGAUCAUGCAAUAUAUUAUCAAUCAAUGCACUGUUUGGCAUACUAGGGACACUCACUGCAUUGGUGUUCUUUGCAGUUUAAAAUGCAACUGCACGAGUAUGUUUGAAUGGCAACUCAGGUAAAAUAAAUUGAGGCUUUAUGGAAAUGUGCAAAGGUAAAUAAAUUACAGAUUCAUUUUCUGUGUGAUUGGCAUAAUAAAACAGGAUACCAGAUGGCUAUUGCUUAAUGGGGCUCUCAAAAACUGUACCUGUAUUAUAAUUUUGCCUUUUUCUUGUGAGAUUCAUAACAAUGUGUGAUCUGAACUAUAUAAGAAUUUGCACAACUGGCUACAAGUGUGCCUGCAAAGGUCAAUAACAGAGGUUGUCAUAAUCCUAACAACUAAUAUAUUCAAAUGUCCACUGCUCAAUGUUAAUGUCGUGACACGCAUAAGAAGCUGAGGGGGAACGCUAAAGGUAUUUAAAGCUAAAAAGGUAGAUCUUGAAUUGUGUCCUCUCCUUCAAUGCCAAAAGUCAGAGGCAUUCUAGAUUGGGUUAUUGGACAUUCUGGGGUGAAUUGUCAAACUGGACUGGGUGUUCUAUGUUGUUAAUACAUUCAUUUUCUCAUGCCAACAAAAGUAUGACAGAUGGCGAAAUCUAGCACUGUUGUUGGUUUGCUUUGUUUUUUUCUUUUUAUUGUUUUUUUUUUUUUCAUUUGAAAACAUUUUGACCAUGUGUACAGUAAUUUGUAAACUUGCAUCAAGUUUAUGAAUAAAGAAUUUUAAGAUUA
This is a messenger RNA of Periophthalmus magnuspinnatus, 3236 nucleotides long. Its product is annotated as ubiquitin-conjugating enzyme E2 Q2-like. The transcript is spliced from 13 exons. Lineage: Eukaryota; Metazoa; Chordata; Actinopteri; Gobiiformes; Gobiidae. The record is from RefSeq and is a predicted model, not a curated record. Bases 76 to 1212 code for a protein of 378 amino acids.